AUGUCUCCUUCCGCUACUGUCGAGUCCACUGGGGCUGAUGAGACUGUCCUCGCCCUGCGCAAGGUGCUGACCAACGAGUCCGAGCCUCUCGCUCGCCGCUUCCGUGCCCUCUUCUCGCUGAAGCAUCUGGCCUGCCUGGACCCUGCCACCGAACAAACUCUCCCUGCUAUUCAAGCAAUCGCCGCCGCAUUUGGAUCCAACUCUGCUCUUCUUAAGCAUGAGCUUGCCUACUGUCUGGGCCAGACCCGCAACCGUGAUUCCGUGCCCUAUCUGCAGCAGGUUGUCAAAGAUGUCGAGGAGGAUUCCAUGUGUCGCCACGAGGCUGCUGAGGCUCUGGGUGCGCUGGGAUAUGCUGAGAGUCUAGAGAUCUUGAAGAGACUGCGCGAUGACGAAAAUGAAGUUGAUAUUGUACGGGAGACAUGCGAUAUUGCUGUCGAUCGGAUUGUGUGGGAGAACUCCGAGCAGAGGAAGGCUGAGAAGUUAAAGCCUAGCGAUUUCACAUCCAUCGACCCAGCUCCACCAAUGCCGCUGAAGGCCAGCGAGCCCUCUAUUCCCGAUCUGGAGCAGACCCUGCUUGACACCAAGCUUCCUCUUUUCCAAAGAUAUCGCGCUAUGUUCGGCUUGCGCGAUCUUGCGUCCCCUCCUGAUCUUCCUACGGCGGUGGAUGCUGUGAAGUCACUCGCAAAGGGGUUGAAAGAUCCAUCUGCUCUCUUCCGCCAUGAGGUUGCCUUCGUGUUUGGCCAGCUCUGCCAUCCCGCCUCAGUCCCGUAUCUCACAGAGUGUCUUGGCGACCUGAAGGAGGUUGGAAUGGUCCGCCACGAGGCGGCUGAGGCUCUUGGCAGCCUUGGUGAUGAGGAGGGUGUUGAGGACACAUUGAGGGGUUUCCUCAAUGAUCCUGAACAGGUUGUGCGGGACAGCGUCAUCGUCGCCCUCGAUAUGGCGGAAUUCGAAAAGAACGGUGAGAUGGAAUAUGCGCUCAUCCCCGAUAGGGCAGCCGCGGCCGCCUCGGCGUGA
Molecule: messenger RNA, 1014 nt
Organism: Penicillium oxalicum
Lineage: Eukaryota; Fungi; Ascomycota; Eurotiomycetes; Eurotiales; Aspergillaceae
Product: deoxyhypusine monooxygenase
Exons: 2
Coding region: 1-1014 (337 amino acids)
Biological process (GO): peptidyl-hypusine biosynthetic process
Molecular function (GO): deoxyhypusine monooxygenase activity
Source: RefSeq, a predicted model, not a curated record